Messenger RNA from Triticum turgidum subsp. durum (durum wheat), 1155 nucleotides. Lineage: Eukaryota; Viridiplantae; Streptophyta; Magnoliopsida; Poales; Poaceae. The record is from the annotation of a GenBank genome assembly.
AUGGACGAACACGCCGGCGGCCGCCGCCGCGCCGAUCCGCCUCCGUGGUCUCCCCCGCUUCAGCUUCCCCCAGACGACAUGCUCCUGGAGAUCCUCCUCCGCCUCCUGCCGGAGCCCAUCCACCUGUUCCGCGCCUCCUUCGUCUCCAAGCACUGGCGCGGCCUCGUCCACGACGCCCGCUUCCGCCGCCGCUUCCGCGAGUUCCACGGGGGGACGCCUCCCAUGCUCGGCUUCUUCAACAGCUGCCCAGGGGCUCCCAUCUUCGUCCCCACCUCCGGCGGCUUCGCGCUCUCCACCGCCAACAUGUCCCUCGAUUGGCGGGCCCUCGAUUGCCGCCACGGCCGCGCCCUCCUGCACAACUACGGUACCAGGACGAUCCUCGUCUGGGACCCCAUGACCGGCGACGAGCGCUACCUACCGUUCCCCACGCGAGCCCAUCUGGAGAACGUCCAUUACAAUGGCGCGGUUCUCUGCGCGGCUGGCCACACGGGCCACGGGGACUGCCAUUCCUGCCCGUUCCUCGUGGCAUUCGUGUUCAGCAGCUACAGAUAUUGCAUCACCUCUGCCUGCGUCUACUCGUCCGUGACCGGCGUCUGGGGUGAGAUCACUUCGAUUCAUACACCAGAUUCAUUAGUUGAUGCAAAGCCGACAGCUCUGGUUGGAAACACACUCUACUGCCUGUUGAGUAAUGAGGAUAGCAUCAUUGAGUUUGAUUUGGAUAAGAAUAGCUUGGAUUUAAUUGAGGUUCCAUAUGGCGGAAAUUUUAUCAUCACACUGGCACAGGAUGGUCCUCUAGGUUUCGCCAGUGUUGAUCGAUUCAGCCUACAUUUGUGGUCAAGGGUAGCUAGCAUCGAUGGGGUGGCAUCAUGGGAACAUAUCAGGGUCAUUGAUCUGGAGAAGCUUUUUGCGCCACAAGUAUUGGCAGCGUGUAUGGAUCGAAUGUGGCCUGUUGGCUAUGCUGAAGAUGGGAAUGUGAUCUUCAUUCAUGUGUAUCCUCGCACCUACAUGAUCCAUCUCAAGUCCAUGCAGAUUGAGGGGAUUUCAGAGGAAGCAACUGGCUGGUCCAUUUUUCCUUAUGCAAGUUUCUACACUCCAGGACCAGGAAUCACCACUGGUGGUGGAGAUGAUCAAGUUGAACUGUUGAACGACACUUGA